Molecule: messenger RNA, 1948 nt
Organism: Pocillopora meandrina
Lineage: Eukaryota; Metazoa; Cnidaria; Anthozoa; Scleractinia; Pocilloporidae
Source: the annotation of a GenBank genome assembly
AUGGUCUUAUUUGUUACUGUUGCUUCAAAGGGGAGUGAAACGGAAGAAAAGGUUUCAAAGUUAUAAGGUUAAAGGUAUUUUACGAGAAGAACAUAAUCAGAAAACUCUUUCAGUGGAAAAUACACGUCAUUAUUUGUCACCAUCAUUAUUACCUGGUCCUAAGUCAUCAUCAUUACAACUGCUAUUAUCAUUAUUACCGUCGUCAUUAAUACACUAAACUCCUCGUUGAGUGAGUCAUUAUCUUCCAUUGAUUAGUUGCUAUGUAAGGGAAACGUUGACAAAUGUCAGUGUUGGGCAAUAUCAAAGAAAAACGUAUAAUUAACUUUCAUUCAUGUUACACCAUAAGUGGAUCAUGCGCAAGAGUAUACGGAAGACCUGAGUGUGUGUCCAGCACGCGGGUUGCGCAUGUCACGUUCAAUGACUCCGGAGAAGGGCUUUUGUCUAUUACGUCACGAGAAAACCGUGAUGGAACUCUUCAAGAUAAGUGGAGUCAUUCCUCUACUUUUUGCUGAGUUUCUAAAAGUCUCAAAAGAAAGUUAUUCUUAAGACAGGCAGGAAAAUUUCACAGUAAGGUACUUUCAUGAGGAACCAUAAAUUAGCGACUUCCUAGAAGGAUUCUUUCAAGACUUCUGUUCCAAUCAUUCCAAACAGAUAGCAAUCAACUGGCAAAAAUCGCCUAAACUAACAUUUCUUUUAUGACUUCAUUUCGGGGCUGUGAACACGCCCAUCUCAGCAUCAUUCACAUCCAGCUGUUGCCAUCCAAAGGUCAUCUUCGUCGGAGUGGAUCUUGUUGGAAACAUGGGAACUUGCUCUGUAAGCCUCUUCCCCGACAUCGUAUCAUUUAGAGUCAAUGCAAACACCUCCGAAGUGACUCUUUACCCAGGAGAAACCAUAAAGGUACCUUUCACACUCGUCAACCUUGGCUCCGAAGGGUCCUUUUUAUUUCAAGUGACCAAGACUUCCUCGCUCAUAAGUUACGUCAUCCCCUUCAGCCUCGCUCUGAAUAAAAACGCAAAUACCACCGGUCACAUGGUUAUUGCUUCGCGUGGUAACACCAGCGAGGUAAAGACAAUAAGCGUGAGGGCUGUUGCACAGUCAGAUAUUGUGAAUGUUAAAGAGGUGAAACUAUUUGAUGUUAAGGUUUUUGUCACACCAUGGGGACAACGAAUAACAAGUACACCUGGAACAUCAACGGCAGCGCUCGAAUACAUCCAGUUACAGGCAAAUGUUCCCACUCAAAAAUUGUCUUUGAAAACUGGAGAAAUUUUAAAGCUUAACUUUACAGUUAUGAAUUUGGCAGCGGCUGAAACCUUCACCUUCAAUGUAAGUAUAUAAUAAUUUGUAAUAAAUAACAAUUAGUCAAAGACAACUUUAAAAUCACGUGUGACAAUUGCAGGGAAACAUGAACUACAAUGCCUUGACCAAAGACUUCCUUUCCCUCCAUAGAAGCACUACUUGUCUGUUAGCCGUUAAUCAGCAACAGCUGUACUAGGUGAACAUAUCAUUUAAAGCUUGUCCAAAGUUUUAAAAAUGAAUCCCACCACGAUUGCUCCUGUUUAAUCAAUCUGUGGCUUUCUACUUCCAGGUGCUGACACUGACAUCACAACCUCGUAUAAAUGGCAAUAUUGAACCGUCGCGAACAUUUAUGGAUCAUCAACAAAAUAAUUCCUUUCUAUUAAUCCUUUCAUCUGAGCCCAACACCUCUCUUAGCAUUGUCACGCAAGUCAAUGUCACGGCCACGCCUGCGUCACACAAUGCCGAAGUAAAAAAGUUAGUCGUUUUUUCGUUGACUGUGACAACCGACCAAAAGACUUUAUCAAAAAAUAAAGAAUCGGGGAAGAAGAGCCGAGAGAAAGAUGAUGAAAUGAAAAAUUGGCAAAUUCUUUUAAUUACGUUAGCGAUUCUAUUCAUUACCUUGAACGAUGUGAUUGUAAAUACGGAAACCUGA